CAGAGUAUCACAUUGUAUCCUAAAGAUCAAGGCCGUAUUGUUUAUUAUAUAAGCCUUUUAAACCCGAACAGGAGCAGAUAUCAAUUAGUACGUUGAAUCGCAUCACUCAAAAUGUUCGCCAAAAUUGUUGCUCUGUUCGCUCUGGUGGCGGUGGCAGUAGCGGCCCCGCGCGCCGCCCCCGCCCCCGCCCCGGCGCCCGCCCCGGCCCCCGCGCCCGCCCCGCAGCUGCUGCCCUACAGCUACGACUACGUGGUGCCCGCCGCCGCCGCGCCCGCGCUGCCCGCCGUCUACUCGCCCUACGCGCCCGCGCCACUCGCCUACUCCGCCUACCCCGCGCAACCAUACUACUACCGUUAAACAAACCUCUACCUUUUUACUGAUGUAACACUGGCCACUAGCAUAAUGGAUACUGAUUUUGUACUAGAAUAAGAUUACGCAAAUAAAAAUUAUGAUAAAAUA
Messenger RNA from Plutella xylostella (diamondback moth), 459 nucleotides. NCBI's taxonomy places the organism in Eukaryota, Metazoa, Arthropoda, Insecta, Lepidoptera, Plutellidae. The record is from RefSeq and is a predicted model, not a curated record.